AAGUACUUUACGGUCGAGUCGGCGUACGCGAGCGCCGGCAACAUGGAAGACAUUGUCAUGGCGCUCCGCAAGGCGCACAUGGACAACCUCGGGUCCGUGUUUGGCAUUGCCCGCGCGCACCUCGCGAUCGACCGCCGGUCGCGCUGCCUCCUCGACAUUCUGCAGCACAUUCACGAAGGCGCCAAGGACUCGCAUGCGUCGUAUGUGCCCAUGCUGGAGGCGAUCGCCAACUUCCGCGGCCGCCACUACUCGCUCGUGGCGUUGGAAGCGCGCCGGAUCCUCGUCGACCGCAAGAUGCCGUCGUAUUCGGACCGGCUGCUCGAGAUGGAGACGCUGCUCAAGGCGAUUGUGGCCGCGCCGACGCCCGACCACGAGACGCCGGCGUUCGUGUCGCUCCUCGACCAGCCGCAGCCGAUCUUCGACUUGCUGAUCUCGCUUUUGCACCACAAGGAAGCGCGAGUCCGCGAAGUUGCGCUCAACUUGUACAUUCGCCGCAUCUACCGGUCGUACGACAUUGCCAAGAUGGAGCUCCAUGACACACCGUCGCUGCUCGCGACCAAGUUUGAGUUCAAGUCGCCGGCCGACCAGGCGCUCGCGAUGAAGGGCUCCAUGUCCAAGGCCGACUCGUACAACGACCUCGCGAGCUUGCUCAAGAAGGGCUCGUCGAGCACGAACCUCGUGUCGCUCACGCGCUCCGAGUCGACCGGCUCGGACUCGGACUCGUCGCUUUCCAAGUCGAUUGGCCGCUCGAUUCCGUCGACGGUGCAGCGUCACGGUCUCCUUGCGGCGUUCGAGACGCUCGCGGCGUUUGAAGCCAACGUCGAGUCGCUCCUUGGCAUGGUGCCGCCGCGGAAUGCGCUCGCGGGGCUCAAGGGCGGCGACUACGUCCACGUCCUCCACGUGAUCCUCCUCACGCACGAGCACUCGGAAGACGAGGCGCUGGCGGCCCUCCAGCGCGCCGUGCGCAAGAUCAAGGACACGCUCGCGUCGCGCCUUGUCCGCCGCAUCACGUUUGCCGUCAAGCCGGCGGUCAACGCGACGCUGGAUGCGACCUCGACGUACCAUCUCUACCCGGGCAUCUACACGUUCCGCCAAAACAUGAACUACGAGGAAGACGCGAUCGUCCGCCACAUGGAAGCGCCGCUCGCGUACAUGCUCGAGCUGCCGCGCCUCGGCAACUACAACGUGGUGACUGUCGACUCGAAGGACAAGAACGUGCAUCUAUACCUCUCAACGCCCAAGAGCAGCGCGCUGUCGGCGGCCAAGGCCACCAAGAAGGACGUCUUCCAGCGCUUCUUUGUGCGUGCGGUCGUGCGCCAGCUCGAGCGCCUCGACGACUCGCUCUCGUCGUCGUUCGAUGCGCACCCGGGCCCGGAGCGCACGCUCGUUGACGCGCUGAACGCGCUCGAGCUUGCGAUGGGCGCCAACGUGGCCGACCCGUCGCUGCCGAUCAAGAACAACCACGUCUUUAUGAACGUUGCGCCGGAAGCCGUCGUCGACCCGCAGUACCUCGAGGCCGUCAUUCGCAUCUUGGCGUCGCGGUAUGCGGACCGCCUCGCGCAGCUCAAGGUGUCGCAGGUCGAGCUCAAGAUCGGCGCCAAGUUCAACGACAACGCGUACUCGAUCCCUGUGCGACUUGUGGCGUCCAACCCGACCGGCUACGUGCUCCGCGUCGAGGCGUACGUCGAAGCGCAAGAGAUGCAGAACGGCUCGGAGGUCAACAUCUUCUCGAGCAUCGGCGACGAUGUGGUCGGCGAGCUCGACGGGCUCCCAGUCUCGACGCCAUACCCGGUCACGUACGCGUUUGACGCCAAGCGCGAAGCCGCCAAGCGCUCGAGCGACACGAUCUACGCCUACGACUUCUUGGAGCUCAUCGAACAUGCGCUCGGCCGCGUGUGGCGCAAGUACGCGAGCGACCGCGCCAAGGCCCGUGUGCCCACCAAGAUCCCGAGCCGCCUCCUCGACGUGCACGAGUUUGUCUUGACCAGCAACGACGAAGCGGUCGAACUGGUGCAGCGGCCGCGCGGUCUCAACGACGUUGGCAUGGUCGCGUGGGUGCUCACGCUGGCGACGCCCGAGGUGCCCGCCGGGCGCAAGCUCGUGCUGAUCGCCAACGACAUUACGUUCAACGCCGGGUCGUUUGGCACGCGCGAAGACAAGCUCUUUGACCUCGCCUCCAAGUACGCGCGCGCGCACGGCUUGCCGCGGCUGUACUUUGCGGCCAACUCGGGCGCGCGCAUUGGCAUGGCCGAGUCGAUCAAGGCCAAGUACCAAGUGUGCUGGAAGGACGCGGCGGACCCGAGCAAGGGCUUUGAGUACCUCUACCUCACGCCGGAGGACUAUGCCUACUUUAGCAGCGUGAACGCGGUCCACGCGACGGCCAAGACGCUGCCGGACGGCCAAGUCCGGUAUGUCCUCACCGACAUUAUCGGUGAGGAGAAGGACCUCGGUGUCGAGAACCUCAAGGGCUCGGGCUGCAUCGCCGGCGAGUCGUCGCGCGCGUACGAAGACAUCUUCACGCUCACGUACGUGUGCGGUCGCAGCGUCGGCAUUGGCGCGUACCUCGUGCGUCUCGGCCAGCGCACGGUGCAGAACGUCUCGAGUGCGCCCAUCAUCCUCACGGGUUUCCAAGCGCUCAACAAGCUCAUGGGCAAGGACGUGUACACGUCCAACGACCAGCUCGGCGGCGUCAAGAUCAUGCACAACAACGGCGUGACGCACCUCACGAGCGCCAACCACAUCCACGGCAUCGCUUCGAUCCUCAACUGGCUCAGCUUUGUGCCCUCGGUGCGCGGCGGCCCGCUCCCGGUGCGCGACAUUGCGGGCAUUGAUGUGAUUGAUCGCCCGAUCGCGUUCACGCCGACGCGCGUGGCGUACGACCCGCGCGAGCUGCUCACGGGCAAGGUGGUGGACGCCGCGUGGGUCUCUGGAUUCCUCGACAAGGGCUCGUUUGUCGAGACGCUUGCGGCGUGGGCCAAGACGGUCGUUGUCGGUCGCGGCCGCCUCGGUGGUAUUCCCGUCGGUGUCGUGGUCACCGAAGUCCGCACGGUGGAGAAGGUGACGCCGGCCGACCCGGCCGCGCCGACGACGCAAGAGGCGACGGUCCAGCAGGCCGGCCAAGUCUGGUUCCCCGACUCGGCGCACAAGACGGCGACCGCGAUCCGCGACUUCAACGGCGAAGACCUCCCGCUCUUCAUUUUGGCGAAUUGGCGCGGCUUCUCGGGCGGCCAGCGCGACAUGUUUGACGAAGUGCUCAAGUUUGGCGCCGAGAUCGUCGACGGGCUCGUCCACUACAAGCAGCCGGUGUUUGUGUACAUCCCGCCGUUCGCCGAGCUCCGCGGUGGCGCGUGGGUCGUUGUCGACCCGACGAUCAACGCCGACGUCAUGGAGAUGUACGCCGACCCGCAAGGCCGCGGUGGCGUCCUUGAGCCCGCGGGUUUGAUCGAAAUCAAGUACCGCAAGCCGGCGCUUCUCGCGACUGCCCACCGCGUCGACGCGACCUUGCUGCGCCUUGACGCGGCGCUCGCGGCCGCCGAUGAGAGCGCGCGUCCGGACCUCCUCCGCGACAUUCGCCUCCGCGAAGCCAAGUUGCUGCCGAUUCUGACGCAGAUCGCAACGCACUUUGGCGACCUCCACGACACGCCGGGUCGCAUGAAGGCCAAGGAGGUCAUCCGCGACGUGGUCGCGUGGGAGACUGCCCGCGUGUACUUCUACAACCGCCUCAAUCGCCGCCUCGCCGAGUUCCGCGUGCGCCGCCUGAUCCAGGCCGCGUCGAGCGCCGAGAUGGUCAGCAGCAGCUUUGGCGCGACCGAAGCGACGAUCCAAGCGUGGUUUGAAGCCCAGAACAGUGGGGCGUCGUGGUCGGACGACAAGGUCGUCGCGUCCUGGCUCGUCCGCGACACGGACUGGAUCCACAAGAAGGUCGAGACGCUCCACCAAGAACGCAUUGCGCGCGAGGUCACGCGCCUCGGUCUCCAGGACCCCAACGCCGCCGUCGUCGGCAUCCUCCACCUCAUCUCGGAGCUGCCGGCGGCCGACCGCGAAGAAGUCAUCACGGCGCUCCGUCGCGGCUCGAUCUUUGCGCGCACCCAAAACUAAGACGUCGUCUUGUCUGUACUUGGAUAUCUGCGUGUCUACUUUCAAUGUAUCAAGCUUACUCUUACCUAUACUGUCAAUGUAUCAAGCAUACGCUUUCAAUGGUCUCUUGCGCGUCAGCAGACGACCUGC
Messenger RNA from Saprolegnia diclina VS20, 4227 nucleotides. RefSeq lists its product as hypothetical. Gene Ontology annotation, molecular function: acetyl-CoA carboxylase activity; ATP binding. Gene Ontology annotation, biological process: fatty acid biosynthetic process. NCBI's taxonomy places the organism in Eukaryota, Oomycota, Saprolegniomycetes, Saprolegniales, Saprolegniaceae. The transcript has a single exon. The record is from RefSeq and is a predicted model, not a curated record. Bases 43 to 4098 code for a protein of 1351 amino acids.